GCAGCUAAAACACGCUACUUCUUCAGUUUACUUAGGAAAACUCACCGCGUCCUUCUCUCUGAGUGUAGCUUCAGGUUUUUACCUUUCAUGUUAUAUAAAGUUUAAAAACCGGUACAGAUGCAUGCAGAACCAAACUGAAGAUGUAAGUUGCUGUCUCUUCUGUCGGAGCUUUGAUGAACAAUAGGAUUAAAACAGACAAGUUAGUGGAUCAGCGCUGAUUACAGGAUGGAAUAGCUACCUUUUGGCUCCUUCAGGCUGCCGUAGUUCUUAGGAAAUCCAAAUUAUCAGGUACAGUUUAUAUUCUAUAGCCUGCGGAUAUAAAGCCAUAAUAAAACCUGGAAUGAAGUUAUAACAAAUGCAUGCUAGUUUAGAAACAUAUAUCUUUCUCCAUGUUAUUUACUUUAAGGACUUAUUAGCCAGCUUGUGGAGCUAGGUGUUAUAUAUAAGAAAGAAAGAUUUCCCCUUAUAUACCCUCAAGUCUUCAUUCUCCAACAAGAUGGAAUAUUUUUGACAUAUUUGUUUUUGUUCUCUCAGCAUGUUCAAGGGUUUAUAUUCUUACUAUUUGGUUUAGUCUAAAACACAAUGAUAUUUCUAACAUACCUCUUUAAAUAAUUGGCACCUUUGCUUUAAAAGUGUCAGUAACAAAACUAAAAUGAUCCUAUCUGUAAAAUAAAACAGUUAUUAAAAAAAAUAUUUUUUUUUUAAUAGAAAAAAUGUGAAUCUUCUAUUUGACUUAUGGUUAACUGAGAAGAAAAAAUAUAUUUAUUUGUAUUGCUGUAGCUCAAUCUCAUAUUGUAAAAUGUAAAAAAAAACCUGCCUUUCAUUUUAGUAAAUGUAUUCAGUUUGAGAAAUAAAAUCCACAGUUCAGAAAUAACUGUUUUUAACAAAGUCUCAAACUUACCACUACAAAGCACUUCCUUUAUAAAUAAACAUGUGUACUUUCCUUUUUUAAGUUAAACACAGGAAUUCUAAAAGGUAAUCCAUGACUUUCCUCUUCACUUGAGUAAAUGUGACACAGUGUAGUGGCCCACUUCUCUUAGCUGCUUUUCAAAAUAGGCAAGACAAGAGAACAUGCCAUUCAAGUAACAAAGAUAUGUAUUCAUCUCCAUAAGUCAAAAAUGGCUGUAUGAAAAUAGCUAUUUACCUAAAUCCACAGAGCAAUUGUUAAAAGGUUUUAAACAACUUGAACUGUGAUAAGCAAGGCUGGAUGAGAAGUUUAUCUCUCCACCCUGCAUGGUAAGGAUGAUGUAAGGGAGGUUAAAACAUGUCCAAAGCUCACUGUUAGAGAACUGCAGCAGAACCUGGCAUCUUGUGGGUCUCUUUCACAGCAGUUAGAUGCUAUCAAGGCAUGCAGGAAAAAGCCAUUUUAGUUUUAAUGUCGUUAAUGUAAACAUGUGGAGGUCACUAAGCUGUUGUGCCUUUGACAGGAACACUCUGCUUUGAUCAGAUGAGACAAUUACCCUGUCACACUAAUGCGUAUCUGAAAUUUUAGACCUGUUGAAAAAUUCAGCAGCUUGAGCGCCACAGCUCUCACACACCGUAUUGCUACAGCACUGAUGCAGCUGCGCCUGAAUAUCACAACAGUACCAAAUAAUGUUACCUAAUCUCACACUGUUCUAUAAUAUCUGCACUGAUAAAGAUUCACUCACCUCGGCAUGCUUGAUGCUUAAACCUGAAAGCAAAACUGACUGCUUCACUUGUUUUCUAAUGAAUUCAGCUCAUAAUUAUCUGACCAUAUGGACAAUUCAUAGAACAUUGAGAUUUCAUUCACAAGCAGUCAGUUGAUCCUUAAAUCUAUAAAAACAAUAAAAUGACGUCACUGCAAGAGUAACAUACCUCAACUCCUCCCAAUACACAGGCACCAUUCAGAACGGGAUCAAAAGUGACACAUGUACUUCAAACAGGGCUGGAUGUUUUACAGAAUCUGCUUAAUUUACCUCAUGGCUUCAUGUCUCUCAGAGUUUCAGCCAUGAGUGUUUUUCCUCCAGUUCGACGGGACCGAGUCAUCGCUCAUCUCCCUCAGGCUUUCAGAAAAGAGGCGGCUUUUCAUUUGACGGAAGAUUUCAACAAUAAAGUGAGGACCGCCUGCCAGGAGCAGCGGACCGGCACUGUUGGAUUUAAAAUCUCCAAGGUCAUUGUGGUCGGUGAUCUGGCUGUGGGGAAAACCUGCCUGAUUAAUAGAUUUUGCAAGGAUGCCUUUGAUAAGAACUACAAGGCAACGAUCGGUGUUGACUUUGAGAUGGAGCGCUUUGAGGUGCUCGGUGUCCCUUUCAGCCUGCAGCUAUGGGACACUGCAGGCCAAGAAAGAUUCAAGUGUAUUGCUUCCACAUACUACAGAGGAGCUCAGGUUGUGAUAAUCGUGUUUGACGUAAAUGACAUUGCCUCUUUAAGCCAUGCGAGGCAGUGGCUUGAGGACGCCUUAAAAGAGAACGACCCCACCAGCGUUCAGCUUUUCCUUGUUGGCACUAAAAAGGACCUGAGUUCUCCUGCUCAAUAUUCUCGGAUUGAGCAAGACGCUCUGAAAUUUGCAAAAGACAUCCAUGCAGAGUAUUGGGCGAUUUCAUCACUAACGGGGGAAAAUGUGAAAGAGUUUUUCUUUCGAGUCGCCGCUUUGGCCUUUGAGACAAACGUUCUUGCUGAGUUGGAAAAAACUGGACCAAGGCAGAUUGGUGACGUUGUCAGAAUUAACAGCACUUCAAGCAAUCUGUACGCUACAACAAAGAAGAAACAUGGAAACUGCUGUCAGUAAGGAUGAGAAAAAGGUUUUAUUUUUUUAGUUCCAAGCUCACAAACUCAGAACGAGGCUUUUUCUCCGCAGUGGAUGAGCUUGGCAGCUGUCCAGCUUAUUUGGGAGGAUUUCUGUGGCCAGAGAGGGAGGGGGCAUUUGAUGGCAAGUUUAGUUUUCUUUUUCUUUUUCCUGGCCAGAAGAGGUUUCUGCUAUGGAAAAAGUGAGGAUAUUUGUGGUGUUGCUCAGUUUUAUAUGUCUGGACUUCAACACAAAAUGAUGGUGAUUCCAUUAAAAUGCCAAAGAGUUUUUAGAUGCUUACUUUGCUUAGAGCUCCAGUUUUGCUGAUGUAGUGUGUAUCACAAUCAAUUAGUGAUUCAAUUUUUAACCCAAAUAUAUCUGAUUGACAUUUUUAUCUAAUAACCGCUUUCUAAAUCAUCAGUUCCUCUCCUCAGCUCAUAUGUUCAUGUUUUAGACUCUUUCACCUGAAAGAUGAGGAAACAGACAUGAACAAAAUGGAGGCAUCUAACAAAAUGAGCUUCACUUACAGCGCUCUCUAGACUUGUUGGCAACACAUUGAUAAAAAUCUGUAAAUUGCCUUAAUAUUAAUGUGUCUUUUAACGCAGUAGUGCAAUUUCAUCAUGAAAAUCCAUCAUUUAAUUUAAGUAGAUUUAUUAAAUAGGUUAAAAAAAAUCUAUUACAUUACUUUACAAAUUUUUCUUUUUCAAAAUCGCCGGUGGUAUAAUAACUGGCGUCCCUUUACAAUAAAUUAAAUGAAACUAUCCAUCCAUCCAUCGUGUAUACCCGCCUAUCCUUACAGGUUUGCUGGAGGGCGAUUGAUUAUCUCUGGCGGUCAUUGGGUUAGAGGCGGGGUACAACCUGGACAGGUUGCCAGUCCAUAAAAGGGCAGCACAGAGACAAACAGGACAACUAUAUACACACAUGCUCACAACCUAUUGCAAUAUAGAGUAACCAAUUAACCUUACGGUCAUGUUUUCUGGACUGUGGGAGGAACCCAGAGUACCUGCAGAGGAGAACAUGCAAACUCCUUGCAUCCUCCAUGAAACUGUUGGUUUACAUUUUUUCUGCAAUGAGGUUGGUUAUGAACUUUUAAUUAUUAUCCUAUGAAUACUUGAUAGCCUGAGUUCUAAAUGUAGUGUCACACAUGGGCCCAUUUCUCUGAGCUUCUGCUCACAAUGGAAACGAAAUGAAGAAGAUGCCACAUAUCUGUCAAUCCUCUUAAGUGAGGACAUUUCUACAAGAAAAUGCAACAAUUUAAUAGUUUAAAACAACUUAGACAAAGAAUGACCCUAGAAAACUACCCUGGUUCCUGGAAAAAGUUCCUGCAUGUGAAACACUUUCUGCAUGAUGACUUGUUGUUCGGGAGGCACACCAGGGCAAAAUCUUUGCUGUCCUACCAUCACAAACGUAAAUGUAUGGAUUUUAAUCUGAAUUUCACAGCUGGGGUGCAAAUACUUUUCUGACAUUCCUGUAGUCAUAUUAAAGGUUGGAUCAGUAUGAAAGUUAAUUAUUUUUGAGGCUUUUUAAACAUAUUUAAACAUAUUUUCCAAGUAUGCAGGGUGCUAAAUACCAGGUACAUUAUUGAACUAUUAUUUUGGUACAGUAUAAAGCUGUAUUUAUUUUUAUGCAUGUGAGCUAAGUGUUAAACUCCUUUAGAAACAUUUCCAGGAAGGCUGAUGGGAGCUAUUACAUAUUUUUCUAUCAAAUCAGUGACUGAAUUUGUUGUAGUCUGUUUCUGUUUGUGAGUAUUUACUAAUUGUUUUGAUUAAGGUGUCUAAUAAUUUUCAUUUUAUGUCAGUAACACAAGCAAUCAUGUCAAAUACUUUUAAUUAGUAAAAAAUAUUAAAACUCAA
Girardinichthys multiradiatus is the source of this 4599-nucleotide messenger RNA. RefSeq names its product RAB34, member RAS oncogene family a (gene rab34a). The record is from RefSeq and is a predicted model, not a curated record. Bases 1949 to 2749 code for a protein of 266 amino acids. Gene Ontology annotation, molecular function: GTPase activity; GTP binding. Gene Ontology annotation, biological process: endocytosis; phagosome-lysosome fusion. The transcript has 11 exons. NCBI's taxonomy places the organism in Eukaryota, Metazoa, Chordata, Actinopteri, Cyprinodontiformes, Goodeidae.